AUGAUGACUUUGCUCAACAACAACACAAAUGAAAUUGAUCGAAUCAGUGACUUACCAAGUAAUGUUAUUGAUGUCAUCCUAGGAAACUUGGAAAUCAGAGACCAAGUUAGCACUAGUAUUUUGUCAAAAAAGUGGAGGUAUCUGUGGACUUCAGCCCCACAUCUUUGUUUUGAUGACGACUUUUUUAGAAGACUUAUGGGUGUUCAUGACGAUGUAGUUUUUGAUAUCAUUAUGGAUGUUCUUAUGCUCCACAAUGGGCCUAUAUACAAGUUUUCUAUUGACCUAUUUAACAGUUUUGAGUUCAACACGGAAAAAUUCAAUAUGUUGAUUCCCUUUAUGUCAAGGGACAUUAAACACCUUGAGCUUGUGAUCUGCGGUUUCGGUUCUGUUGAAGAUCAAAUGCUAGAUAAUCUCUUCUUAGAUAUUCUCUUCUCUUGUAAGGAAUUGACUUACUUCAAAUUUAACGGAUGUAAAAAUUUGGCAAUUUCAUCUAAUUUCCGCGGCAUUAAAAAAUUGCUUGAACUUGACUUAGAGUGCGAUGAAAUCGAGUCUAGUGCACUUGAGACUUUUAUGUCUGGUUGUCCGAUUCUUGAAAAGCUCAGCAUUGGAUUCCGUUUUGGUUGUGAUCAUCUUGUUAUAUCUUCUCCUUCUCUCAAAGUCUUGGUGCUCGAAUUGUACAGUACAAAGUCUAUUUGUCUCAAGAAAGCAAACAAUUUGAUCGAUUUUACACUGAAGCUAUCUAAGCUUGGAACAAUUGUUUAUAUCAAAAGUUUGCCGCAAAUUAAGAAGUUUUCUCUGACCAAUUGGGGAGAGAUCCCAUUAGCAGAUAUCAUUCCCCCCACGUUGCUAACAAGCUCAUUCAGCUCUUUAGAGUAUCUUAAAUUGGAUGAGUUCAAUUUGAAUGAUAAAGGAGACAUUUUGUAUUUUGUCACUCUUCUCAAAAGUGCUCCUUGCUUGGUUAAACUUGUUAUAGAGGAUUGCAAUUUUAAUGACACCACACAAGUGUCAGAUCAUUUGAAGGAGUUAGAAUGCCGUAGUUGUUGCCUUAAACUUCAGACGGCGGAGAUCUUUGUUGCAGCUAGCACUCAGCAUGGAAUGAGUUUGAUACAGUUCAUACUUGGAAAUUCUCCUUUGUUGAAGACUCUUACUUUAAAUGUUUGUAGUUAUGGAGAAUUAGAUGGACCUAUGUUAAAAAUUUCACAAGACUUGUUACGGAUGGAACGAGCAUCACCAAGAGCACAGGUUAAUUUCAUUCACUCUGCUCAUAGAAGAAGGCAGGGUCCAAUGUACUUAUAG
Molecule: messenger RNA, 1296 nt
Organism: Lathyrus sativus (Indian pea)
Lineage: Eukaryota; Viridiplantae; Streptophyta; Magnoliopsida; Fabales; Fabaceae
Source: the annotation of a GenBank genome assembly